Messenger RNA from Dermacentor andersoni, 1452 nucleotides. RefSeq lists its product as uncharacterized. The record is from RefSeq and is a predicted model, not a curated record. NCBI's taxonomy places the organism in Eukaryota, Metazoa, Arthropoda, Arachnida, Ixodida, Ixodidae.
GUUCAUGGGCGCAAAUUUCCGGAGCGCGCAAACUCAGCGCUGACGACGUGUGGCGCGCAGUGGAGCGCACUUUCCGCCAAUGCGCUGCGACUGCAGGGGUGUCGGUAGCGCGCGAAAUGGGCCCCGUGGCCGCUGUAUAAAGUCGGGCUGCCACCUCCCCACGUCGGCAGCCAACAGCGCUCGUGUACCGCGUCGAAUGUGGAGGCAGUGCUACGGCGGAUUCCAUAUAACCAUGAUACUACGAUUGAUUCUUCUGAGCUGGCUAGUAGCCGGCGGUCUCUGCCAAGAUGAGUCGACCACCACGACGACCCUGGCGGACGACCUGCCGUCGGCGUCCACAGCAGCGGGCGACACGGCGCCCGCGCCGGCCACCACGGCGAAGCCCAGCGACGACAGCGAGGACGACAUCAACGAUGCCAACGACUUUGUGGAUCAGAUACUGGAGGAGGUGCAGACGAGCGAGACCAUCCAGUCCAAGAUAUCGCCGGCGUCGCUGGGCACGCUGCAGUACAACGGCUUCGUGCUGUCCAACGCGCUUCUCUAUGGCGUGAACUCGGUGUACCGCAGCGACAACUGCACUUUCCGCUUCGGCGACUCCUCGUUUGACGUGCUCGUGCACCUCGGCGCGCGGGACCUGGUGCUCGAGUCCGACUGGAAGAGGACCUGGCUCUUCAUACCGUUCGGCGGCAAGCUGGGCGCCAAGGUAGAGGACGUCAGCAUCUCUAUGGACAUCAAUGUCGACAACAACGGCACACCCUCGCUCCGCAAGCUUAAGGUGGCUCGACUGAGCGACAUCCGCAUCACCCGGGCAACGGGCGCGAGCGUCCUGUUCAACUGGGCGCUGCGCAGCAUCCUCAACUGGGCCGUCAACGCCAACAAAGGCCGCAUCAUCCAGCUGCUGGAGACCGACGGAGCGAUGGCCAUCAACGAGGCCAUGAAGGACCUGGGCACCAAGCUCACCUCGCUCAAUGAGUUCCGCAAGCGCUAGGUCGUGCGCGGCCACGGGAACGAGCGGGGGCGCGGAAGGUCACGGUGCGCGUAGUCGCCGCAGAACGCCCCGAUGUGUGUACGCGCCGGCAUCGCGAUGCGCCGAAAAAAAGAAACGCGCGGGGCAAGGCACAAUAAGCAACGGCGCUCCUCAUGCCUGCGCUCCCUUACGAAGCCGAGCUAAUACUAUAGCAAGUUCAGGGUCUUUUAUAUCCGCGCGCACGUUACUGUGCCGUUAUAGUAAACUUUAGCUGGGCAUUACAAAUGUGUUUGCGCGCGCUCCUGCGCCAACCAUUCAUUUCGUCAGCAACAACUAUACGCGCUUUGUGAGAGUGUUCGAUGGUUUUACGAUAUUCGCAAGAAAUCAUGCUAUACAGUCAGCCAAUACAGUGAACAGUAGUUAUUACAAAAACGCAAAGUGCAGCCAGAAGUAAACGUAUUAAUAUAUAUAUAUAUAUAUAUAUA